Messenger RNA from Didymosphaeria variabile, 2208 nucleotides. RefSeq names its product DNA mismatch repair protein Mlh1 (gene mlh1). Gene Ontology annotation, biological process: mismatch repair. Gene Ontology annotation, molecular function: mismatched DNA binding; ATP-dependent DNA damage sensor activity; ATP binding. The coding region runs from base 1 to 2208 and encodes 735 amino acids. NCBI's taxonomy places the organism in Eukaryota, Fungi, Ascomycota, Dothideomycetes, Pleosporales, Didymosphaeriaceae. The record is from RefSeq and is a predicted model, not a curated record. Gene Ontology annotation, cellular component: MutLalpha complex. The transcript has 3 exons.
AUGGCGGAUGAAAUGGACGUCGUCCCGCCGUCGCCGCGAGGUACGAAACGGAAAGGCGACGAAAACCUGCCACUGCCAGCACCGCGACGUAUCAGGGCGCUUGCCCAAGACGUCGUAAACAAAAUCGCCGCUGGCGAGAUUAUCGUUGCGCCCGAACAUGCGCUGAAAGAGCUGAUCGAAAAUGCCGUGGAUGCAGGGUCGACAUCGCUGGAGGUUGUCGUCAAAGAUGGCGGGCUAAAGCUGCUGCAGAUUACCGACAACGGACAUGGCAUCGAUAAAGAAGAUCUGGCGAUUCUUUGUGAGCGCUUCACUACCUCGAAAUUGAAGGCUUUCGAGGAUCUCAGCUCCAUUGGAACGUACGGUUUCCGUGGCGAGGCGCUGGCGAGUAUCAGCCACAUCGCACAUCUGAGCGUUACGACGAGAACGAAGGAAUCGAGCUGCGCAUGGAGAGCGCACUAUUCGGACGGUAAGCUGGUCAGUCCAAAGCCUGGACAGAGCGCUGAACCGAAACCUAUCGCCGGAAGAGGAGGCACGCAGAUCACGGUGGAGGAUCUCUUCUACAACGUCCCCUCACGAAGGCGUGCAUUCCGUUCAGCAAGCGAAGAGUACGCUAAGAUCCUCGAUAUGGUCGCGCGCUACGCUGUCCACUGCGCUGGCGUCUCGUUUUCAUGCAAAAAGCAUGGCGCAUCUACCGCCGACAUAUCGGUGCCGACAGCUGCCGGAACCUUGGAUCGCAUCCGACAAAUCCACAAAGCUACCGUUGCUAAUGAGCUGGUUACGCUGAACGCAGAGAACGAACGAUGGGGCUUCAAAUGCGAAGGCUGGAUCAGCAGCGCCAACUAUAGUGCGAAGCGGACUACUCUGUUACUCUUCAUCAACCACCGCUCUGUUGAGUCCUCGAUUAUCAAAAAGGCGGUCGAGCAGACGUACGCUACUUUCUUACCUAAAGGCGGCCGUCCAUUCGUCUAUUUGAGCCUAGACAUUGAGCCUGCGCGAGUCGAUGUGAAUGUGCACCCGACAAAACGAGAGGUCCACUUUCUCAAUGAAGACGAGAUUAUUGCCAUCAUCUGUGACGAGAUCCGCAAUAGCUUGAGCAAAGUAGACACUAGCCGUUCUUUCAUGACGCAGUCGUUGCUGUCUAACCAGCCAAAAGUACCGUUGGCUACCCCUGUGAAGCAGACAACACCCGGGACAUCGACUACUCCAACUCUCACUACUCAGCGGAGUGAUCCAAGACCACCUCCAACCACAGUCACAAAGAAGCGAAACGAGAACAACCUUGUCCGCACCGAUGCAUCGGCACGUAAAAUCACUUCAAUGUUACAAUCGCAUCCGUCAGUAGACGGCGUUAUCAAUGAGGAUGAAGACAUGGAUUACGAGUUCACGGAAAAGGAAGCUUCAAGUUGUCGCCUGACUUCGAUCAAGGAACUACGCGCCCAAGUCCGCGACGCGAUGCACAACGAGCUCACAGACAUCAUAUCCACACAUACUUUUGUUGGUAUCGUAGACGAGCAGAGACGCAUCGCAGCUAUACAAGGAGGCGUCAAGCUCUUCUUGGUCGAUUACGGCAUGCUCUGCAACGAGUACUUUUACCAACUCGGGCUCACCGAUUUCGCGAACUAUGGGUCCAUCCGUUUCAACCCGCCGCUGCCUCUCCAAGAUUUGCUCAAGGUCGCGGCAGAGCAGGAGAAGCGCAAUGCAGGCGAUGCCGCAGAUGAGGUUGACUGGAACGAGGUCGUCGACAGCGUUAGGCAGCAACUCGUCGAUCGACGCUCUCUGAUGGCAGAGUACUUCUCGCUUGAAAUCACCGAGGAGGGCGAAGUGUGCUCUAUUCCCCUGUUGGUUAAGGGCUACACGCCGUCUAUGGCGAAGCUUCCGCAAUUCCUACUUCGUUUGGGUCCGUAUGUGGAUUGGGACUCGGAGAAAGAGUGUUUCCAGUCGUUCCUGCGUGAACUCGCUUCGUUCUACGUGCCCGAGAGCUUACCACUACCGCCUACUAUACCGCAGGAUGAAAGUGGGAAAGGAAAAGAAAAAGUCGUGGAAGAGGAUCCAGAGAUAGCAAUUAGGAGAGAAAAGGUGAGAAAGGCCGUUGAGAAUGUGAUCUUUCCAGCUUGCAAGGCGAGGUUGGUGGCUACGAAGGGGUUGCUGAAGGGUGUGAUGGAGGUGGCGAACUUGAAGGGAUUGUAUCGCGUGUUUGAGCGAUGCUAA